CUGACUUCUGAGUUGUUGCGCCGUGUAGUCUGGUAGAAAUUUCAUCGCCCUGAUGACGGAGGGAGUAAGGGACUCUGAAACACGGAGCAGCUACCCAGAAGACAGCCAUCUUCAGACUCACCUCCGUGAAAACCUCAAGUCCUACCGAAGUAGCUGCUGUCAUCCAACCGGAUGGAGGUCCCUCGGCCGUCAAACGAUGCCACUGGGCCAAAUGGUUGUAAUCUGGAGGGCAGUGCCUUGUGUUGAUCUCCACGUGGUGUGGAUGCCAGGUACCCAAGUUCAAAACCAAGUGAUAUCACAGAAACAGUGCCGUUGGCGGAACAGCAAGACAGACAGUCAUCACAGCAUCAUUUACAGUCUCAACAAAAAACUAUGAAUGACAGACCACCCGAUGGCAUUAACAGACUGAAUAUGCAGCCACAGCUGGUCCCGAUGAUGCCUGUACCACCAUUACAGCACUUUGAUACUAUUCAGUACCAGAACCUUGAAAGACUGAAAAGCUUAUUUCCUGAACUCAUUCCUGCCUUUUUAAGAAAAGUCUUAGAGUUGUGUCAAGGCGACUUUAUUAGGGCAGUGGACAACCUCCUGUACAUUCAGAGAAGUCAACAGAAUCGUAUAAUUCCAACUCCACAGCCUCUGCCCUUUAAUAUGUUACUGACCCAAGUUUUAGGGGUCUCUAGUGACCCGUCUGUUGCAUCUGGCUACUAUGGCAACACGUGGCAAGGUCCCUUGCCAAACACUCAGUUGUCAACUAAACUAAAUCCAAGGGUUCUCUUACCAAAUAUUAACAUUUUACAACAACCUCAGCAAGUCUUUCGAGCGCCAGUACCAGUACCUUCAUUUGAAUAUUUGAAUGCGAGACCAUAUCAUCCACAGUUCCUGCCUUAUAUACCGGUUGUCCCCCAAUUGGAACCACAAUUUCACUUUGUGAACAGCCAUCAAGAACCUAACCAUCAGCAACUGUUGGGGACUUACCAAAACCUAGAAGUAUCAAAAGUGUUAUUGAACUCACCAGAAUGGAACAGAACUCGCGGUAACAGUGUUGCCAAUCUAUCUGCACCUCCGUUAAUUGAAAACCGUAACUUACGAGAAGAUAAAGAGAAUUUGCCAAAAAAUGUCAUAAACAUGGGGAAUGACGUUACAAAGAAUCAGUGCAUGGAGAAUCUGAAACUUGUUCGGACAGAUGAGAUAUCAGAAAAACAGAAAUCUGUACACUCUUCUGCACCCCAAAAACGACCUCACUUCAGGAUCCAAGAUGAAGAUAAUAAUAUUUUGACAAAUGAGAAGAAGAAGAAGAAGAAAAUUAAGGUUUCUCAGUAUUUACCAUUGACUUUGUCAGACGCGUCACACAGAAGAUGUCCGCAAGUGAGUGUUGGUGUUGGACCGACACCAGGAUUAUUACAGUCAGCCACGACAUGUCCUCCUGACCACAUUAUACCAGACAAAAAUACUCCACAGUCCUGUAACAUAAAGAAACAACUUCCUAGGCAAAGAAAUGUCAUUGAUGAGGUAGAAGAUAAAGCUUCAACCUCUGUAGUGCAGGACCAGAGUCGUGAAACUGACGGUGUUCAUUUUGCUGAAACUGGAGCUUCCGUGGAACAGAGGUACAUAUAAAGAGAUCCCUAAUUGAGUCGAAUUAUAUUUACAGCUCAGAAAUUCAAACAGAUGUUUUAGAUUUGACUCUGGUGUUGAAGUUUGUAAUUUGUGACUUAACAUAAAAAUUUUCCACAUGGUUUGUGUAUUCCUUAUGGAAGUGUUUUGUUACAUGAAUAUUGUUCUUCAUUUUGUGAUAUAUAUUUAUGUAUUUAUGUUGCAUUUUAGGUGAUUUUCACUGUAUUGAUUAAUAUUUGUUUGUGUUAUUCGCAUGAGGCACAGUCAUUACAUGAUUCUGACCCUGCUGUUUCUGCUAGAACAAUCUGUAACCUGGACAUGUUUCCAGUGGACAGUGCCUCACUGUAAUUGCAAAGACGGGUCAAUAUUGAUACAUGACGACUACAUGUGUUUCCAGUAAAAACAUAUUUAUUUUCUUUGAUUGUUUUAAAAUAUAGAUUCAGCUUCUGAGGCUGUUUAGCAUUAAAUUUUAUAAUUUGUAGAUUGUUCUGAAUAAUAAAUUUAUCAGAAAGUGUUGAUUAUCUUUUUAAGGAACUACAGUAAUUUGUUCUUAUUCAUAUUACACCAUCGUAGUGUAAAAUUCAAUAAAAAGAACAGUAACAAUGUUAAA
This is a messenger RNA of Zootermopsis nevadensis, 2221 nucleotides long. RefSeq lists its product as uncharacterized. NCBI's taxonomy places the organism in Eukaryota, Metazoa, Arthropoda, Insecta, Blattodea, Termopsidae. Gene Ontology annotation, molecular function: ubiquitin binding. The record is from RefSeq and is a predicted model, not a curated record.